This is a messenger RNA of Lepidothrix coronata (blue-crowned manakin), 6825 nucleotides long. RefSeq names its product fibrinogen-like protein 1-like protein. The record is from RefSeq and is a predicted model, not a curated record. NCBI's taxonomy places the organism in Eukaryota, Metazoa, Chordata, Aves, Passeriformes, Pipridae. Bases 4957 to 5802 code for a protein of 281 amino acids. The transcript has 2 exons.
GAACGGAGAGAUUGGGCUGGAACUCAGGGAAAAAAGGAGAUUUUAUGACCUUUGAAAGAAGAAGCAGGAAAUCUGGAAGAACUACAAGGGUGAUGUAAGGUUAUGCAGGGAUAAAAACAGAAGGGUCAAAGCACAACCAGAAUUUAAUCUGACUAGUGCCCUAGAAGACUGUAAUAAAAUAAAUAAAUAAAAACUAUUUCUGUAAAUACAUUACCAGCAAAAUAGCUGAGGAUAAUCCCCAUCCUUUAUUGGAUGUGGGGGUAAAGAGUGACAAGGAAUGAGGAAAAGACUGAGGUGCUUAAAGCCUUCCUUGCCUCAGUGGCAAAUUAAUAGCAAGAUUGGUUUUUUUCGGGGUACUCAGCCCUAUGAGCUGCAAGAGAGGAACAGGGAGCAGAAUGAAGCCCCCAUAAUCCAAGAGCAAAUGCUCAGUGACCUGCUAUACCACUUAGAUAAACUCAAGUCUAUGGGGCCAGGUGGGAUUCACAGGAGAGUAGUGAAGGAGCUGGCUGAAGAGGUCCCUGAGUCACUGUCCGUCAUUUACCAGCAGUCCUGGCUAACCAGGGAGGUCAAAUGCAACACCUAUCUACAGGAAAGACCAGAAAGAGAAGCCAGGGAUCUACAGGCCUGUCAGCCUGACCUCAAUGCUGGGGAAGGUUGUGGCAUAGAAGGUCAUUUUGAGUGCCAUCACACAACACACAAAAGGACAAUCAGGGGAUCAAGCCCAGGCAGCAUGGGUUGUGAAAUGCAGGUCCUGUUUAACCAACCUGAUCUCCUUUUAUGAAAAGGUGACCCACUAAAGUGUAGGAGGGAAAGGCUGCAGAUGUUGUCUACAUGGACUCUUAGUAAAGCCUUUGACACAGUUUCCCACAGCAUUCUCCUGGAGAAACUGGAUUCCUGUGAUUUGGAUGGGUGUAGUCUUUGCUGGGUAAAAAGCUGGCUGAAUACCUGGCCCAGAGAGUGGUGGUGAAUGGUGCUACCUCCACUUGCUGGCUGGUCACCAGUGGUGUUCCCUAGGGCUCAGUUUUGGGGCAAGUCCUGUUUAAUGUCUUUAUCAAUGAUCUGAACUAGGGUGUUGAGUGCACCCCCAGUAAGUCUGCAGAUGACAUCAAGUUGGGUGGGAGUGUUGAUCUGCUGGAGGGCAGGAAGGCUCUGCAGAGGGAUCUGAACAGGCUGGAUCAAUAGGCCAUAGAAUUAUAGAGAACUUGUAAAGAGUCUUUCCACACAGAAGAGCCUGAAUUGAAAAAAAUCAGAUGAAUGUUUGCCAGUUAAAGCUGAGCAGAAUUAGAAGGAUAAUUAAAACUUCAGUAUAUUGUACAGAAGGAAUAUGUGGUCAUUGGGCUAGGAAACUAAGUAUUUUAAUUAACAUGGCUAAAAAUAAGUCAUAGCAAUGCAUUAUUUUGAAAUCUGUAUAUGACCAAGCCAUACUAAUGUAAAGUAGUCUGACCUUAAGAUCAUUAUAUAAUUUUCAGGGCGAAAAAUUAUUCUCAGAAUCAAGAGCAGAGAGAAAUAUGUAAAGAUUUAGUUGUUUUUUCAAAGAUUUUAGCUACAGAAAUAGAUGCUUUUCCUGAGCAUGAGUGAAUGAAUGCUGAUGCCCUUUCUUCUCUCUUCUAAUUAAACACUUCCCACUUCACUUCUGCUCUGCCAGCUCAGAUGAAAGUUUGGAAGUCAACAAAGAAGCAAACUGCAAGAAGAUAAAGAAAAACGGAAAGAUGGGGGAGGAGAUAAACAGUGAUGGAAUAUAUGGGAAUAAAAGGCACAAAACAAAGAUGUACCCCAGUUCAUAUCAGGGUGACGAGAGGCCUAUCAAUAAACAACACUAGAGUCAAUGGUGUUUUUCAGAGUGUAUCAAUAUGGGCAGAGUGGAAAGGCUCCUCUGCCUUUUCUUAGCAUACUAUUUCACAAAGAUCUUUAUCUGUUCAAAGCAAUUUUAUUAUUUCAUAAUCUACCAUACAAUAUUUUCAGGCCUUUGCAAGGCUUGUAAAACUUGGUACUAACCACACAUAACAUAUUGUCAAACACACAGAUAUCAGAAAUUCCCUGAGCUUCAUAAUGCUAAAAGCAGAGUAGCUCUGCUACCGAGCAGUGACAGAGAGAAAAUACUGUUCUGACUCUCUGUGGCCAUCCUCCUGUAUAAUAAAGCAUUGCUUGUACUUUAAAACUGAAGAAAAAUAUCACUGAUUUUUAAAUGUUACAAGCAAAUAUUUCUUAAAACAUUUUCUAGGGGUAUUUAUUUAUUUGUACAUAAAUACAAAUCCUCACAUGGGGAUCCUCACUGAGGAUGAAGUAUUGAAGAAGAGAUUAUGAUUGGAUAUGAAUCCUGAAGUAGAGGUUGCACAGGACUUAAAUGUUCCAUCAAUUUUAAUUGUGGUUUGUUUCAAGGAUGGAAUCUGAUCAGAGUGGGUUCCAGAGUGGAUCAAGGAGCUCAAAAACUUAAGUGUUGGCUCAUCUUUAAAGGGCAAAUGCUAGAUUAGACACCAUCUAAAGGCCAUGCAGACAGACAGUACAACUUUCAGAUCCAUAGCAACAAUUAAUUCACUUAAUUCAUUACAGUUGUGACCUGAAUUAAUUAAUUAUUGUUAAUCCACAUAAACUCAAAUACAAACCUGUUGACCAGCCUGUUAUGCUUUUGUUUUCUUUAUUUUUAGAGCUCUGAGACACUGCUUCUGAUUCAUUCACAUUAAAACAUGAAGUAACAACAUAGUUUAUGGUUGGAUUGUUCCUAAUAAUUAAAAAUCAAGUUGUCUCUAUGCAAUUUAAAUGUGGCUAGCAGUACAGCUUCUAGUUAAUUCAUCUGUGCAAAAUGACAUCUGUGCAAAAUGAGCAUCUGCCUGUGUCUAUUUAAGCAACAUAAAUAAUCUACUGAACUGAAACUUCUUCAUAGUUCUCCAUCACUGUGCCUGUUGAUUAACCAAGGAAAUAUAAUUUAGUAACUAUGUCAUUUUAAUCAUUAUGGAAGAACUUUGUACUUUAUAAUUCAUACAUACAUACUUGCAAGUGUAAUAUGUUGGAGCAAAGUCCAGCAGAAUAAGCACAGUGUGAAAUAAGGAAUAUGCAAUUUUGCUGCAUUUGUGAUAGCAUGUUGGAGCUGAUUUAUUCACUUGGACUUAAGUAGCAGGCAAAGUACAACUGUUGAGAGUGAGCUCAUUUACUUGUGUUCUUCCUUGCCAGUCUUCACUUCAAAGAGGUAAGAUGCAUGCCCAGGGCUGUUUUCUUUGGGUGAUUUCUUAAUAAUUUAUAAUAUCAACUUCUAUUCUGGAAUUAAACAGAUAUGUAAAUAACUUCAAUGUGUAAAUAUGCGUGAAAAAAGAAAAGACUGACUCAUUCAAAAAUGCUAAAAGAAAGAUGAAACAGUUAAAAAAAUAACUCCAGGUUGAAGGUCAAAUUUCAUGAAGUUUAAUUAUGCUUGUGGGUUAAGUUUUGAUUUCAAGUCAUUUAAAAUUUAAUAGUUAGUAAUAGCAAUAAUAAUAGAAGCUUUCAGGGAAAAUGAUACAUGACAGUAGGAAAUACAGGCACAGCAAACUUAAAUGCUUUAAGGGAAGCACUGUGCCAAAUUUCAUGGAAGGUAAUUUUCCAAUUUAUUAUGAUCCUAAUGUCAAAUGACUAACUUUGCAUAAAACAGCAAAUUAUAUGCUAAUAGUAAAUCAUAGUUAUUACUGAAUAGUUUUAGGUAGAGUAGAAAAUUCUGUUUUGCUGGUGUUUUGUAUGGUAGGUAUAAAACUUAAGUCUCAAACAUGAGCUUUAUUAUGUUGAUUUAUCUUGAACAUUUUUUUAAAAAAUGUGCUGAAUAUUUUUUCACUCUGGAAAACUGUUUGCUGAAUCUGCUCUAAGUCAUUAGAUUUAUAAGGAAUGUGGUCUUGUUGCAACAUAAGCCACUGCAGAGGAUACUGGCCUCUGCAGACUGUGUGCUGACACUGGCAGGAAAUAAGCUCUGAUUGAAGAGCUGUUUGCUGGAUCUAUUUUCUGCCUUCAUCAAAGUCACUGUAGGGAGCCCAGUCCUUAAAAAUUAAAUUAAAAAAAAAAAUUAAAAAAUUAAAAAAGUUCGUCUAGAGACUAAAUAAAUGUGUCCUUUGAGAAUAUAGGAAACAUUCAUUAUCCUGAUUCAGUCUAAACUGUCAUUGAUACAGAAACUCCCCUUCAGAGAAUCUGGGAUUUGCCUAAGUGAGGACCGCAGGAUUUAGUCUAGUAAUAGCCUAAGCCUUCUUGCUGUAUCAGAUGGAGGGUUACAAGUUCUGUACCCCAAAAGGUGGAUAAAAUGAGGCUCAAAGCUGUUUUAAUUCAAUAUAUUGCACUCUUGCUUUUGGAGAGGCUAAAGGAAAGUUCUUUUUGAUUUGUUUAUUGAACUUUUGGGUUUUUAAUCUGAUUUAAACCUGUGACCUAUUAUUUAAACCUGUAGAUAGAAAUUCACAAAAAGCAGCAUAGUUCAGAUGUGCUUAAGUGAGUUUUCCAGUGCAUGGAAACAUUCCCAGCAUUAGGAAAACCAUGUCUUUGAGUACUGUUUGAGCUACAGACAGUCAGCAGAGAUAAUGUUACUGUUUCUGCCAAUUUGACCAUUGGUGUCUCUCCUUCACUGUAGUUUGGACUCAGGGAAUAAGAAAUUCAACUCUGAUAAAUAUAAGAUGUGCUUUUUCUUUUGUCAUUACAUUACUCUCAAUGGCUUUUUUCAUUGCCCAGCAUGGCACAAGGUGACAGAGGUGAGAGAUGUUCUAAGUGUCGCAGCACGGUUCUCUGUGUCACGGGAAUGACUAGUCAAAAAUGGGGUGUGAGAUACCAGGAAAGGAAAGGUACCUCAAAGAUGGAAGAAGCCAAUUUUGACAGAGGCCUACUAUUUUGAAGCUAGGUAUUUCAAAGCCUUUCUCCUUCAGGACUUCCACACUAAAAAUCCUAAAUAUUUCCAUUUUCAGCUCUGAUCUGUGUUACAGUUCUGUAUUUCUGCAGGAGAACUGACUCAGAAGGAAGAUGUUGACAAGCUCAGCAGGAUUUAUGCUGUUCUUGCUCUCUCAAUGCACUGUGUCACUGAGCACCAAAGAGGCAGUGGUCCUGGCUAAUGCCCACCUUCUCCCCCAGAGAGACUCUGAGAGACUGGGUAAUGCCAAUGAAAAAGACUAUCCAAGAGAUUGUUUUGAGAUUUUUCAGCGCUCCAAAGGAAAUUCCAGAGAUGGUCUUUACAUCAUCCAACCAAAAGAGGACCCUAUUGUUGUCUCUUGUAACAUGCAGGAUGGUGGCUGGACAAUAGUCCAGCACAUUACUGCCAACAGUACUGUCGACUUUGACAGGACCUGGCAGGACUACAAAUAUGGAUUUGGCUCUGUUCAUGAGAACCACUGGUUAGGAAAUGAAUAUAUGCAUCAGUUAACUAGCAGCUCUGUGCAAUAUAUACUUGGAGUUAAACUUGUAAACCUAAAUGCUGAAAUUAAAUGGGGACAGUAUGAACCAUUCCUUAUUGAAGGUGAGGAAUCUCAAUACCGCAUUAGGGUCGGUCUAUACAAAGGUAAUGCCACUGAUGCGCUGACCCUGGACACAGAAGCCUAUCUCCAUGACAACCAGAAGUUCACCACCAAGGACAGAGACAAUGACAAUUACUUUCUGAAUUGUGCUAAACUGGAACUCAAUGACAUUCCUGGGGGAGGCUGGUGGUACGACGCGUGUGCUGGAGCAAAUCUAAACCGUAGGAACAUGAUAUACUGGCAAAAAGACUGCAACAAGCAACGCCUAUGCAAGUUUGCAUGGAUGAUGAUCAAACCCAUUGAGCACCACCCGUCAUCUCCAUCAAAGUCCUGCCCGUGUCAGAAAAUUGAACUGUAGAUAAGCCAUGUGUACUUUGAAAGGAACAUGGACUUUUUGUCCAGUGACUGAAGAGAACUCACUGACUGAAUAAUCACACUAAGUAAAUAUGGUUGAAAAUUUGAAUUGGGCCUCUGCAAGGGAUUUAUGAUAACAUAUCUUCCAGGACUGGACCAUGUCAUAGAAAUAUGCCAACCACACAAGUGAGAAACUGUCAGAAACUGAGGCCUCUACCACAAGAUUUAAAUAAACAGAAGAUUUAAAAAAAUUCAUUUUAUAGUAUUUUAGCCAUAAGACAAGCCAGGUAUGAAAUCCAGUAUAUGAUGUCUUGAUGUCUUAUACAAUAUAUACAUGAAUAUAAAUGCAUUUCAGAAGGUUUUGUUCCAAUAUCAAUGUUCAUGAUUGAUCUCCUAUAAUUGCACAUCUUCAUAUAUGAUGCAUGAGAGAGAUUUCCAGUGAAGUGCCUACAUUUACAAAAUGCAUAUUGAAGAGUAUGUGUACCAUAGGGCAGCAACAGGCCUUUUCUUUCUAACUUUAGUGAACAGUAUUUUAAUUUAUAAAAUUGGAAUUAGCCUUAUCUCCCAUGGCUUCUUUCCCCAUUCACUGACUCUUCUUUUAUCUCUACUUUUUAAUGAUCCCAUACACACUGAAAUAUUCAGCAUAGGUUUUUCUUUUCUUCCUUCAAUUUAGAGCACCCAGCACUAAUGGGAUUGUCAGCUUUGCCAUUUAAAGCUACUAAUCCAAAGCUUACAACACAUCUGAAUAUUUCCCCAAGAAACUCAGACAACACAUUUUUUAAAAGAUCAAAUUGAUUUUGCAACUGUUUAUUUAUUGCUUCAUUUUUUCCUGAAUAUCACUUCACUUUGUUUACCAUGAUUUGACUGUUGCUUCUCCCUGUUCCACGAUGUGCUUCAGCUUUCUCUUUUUUUAAUACCACUGUGAGAAAAAAAGACAGCAUUGCAUUUAUUUCACAUUUGCUAGCUUCAAUUGUUUUGGUACUCAGAUCUGACAUUAUUUAAACAAUGCCUUUUUUCUAAUUAUAAA